Onychostruthus taczanowskii (white-rumped snowfinch) is the source of this 1672-nucleotide messenger RNA. RefSeq lists its product as uncharacterized. The coding region runs from base 85 to 690 and encodes 201 amino acids. Lineage: Eukaryota; Metazoa; Chordata; Aves; Passeriformes; Passeridae. The record is from RefSeq and is a predicted model, not a curated record. The transcript is spliced from 2 exons.
CCUGCGAGAGCAAUUCCCUAAAGCAGACUGAGACCUGGAUUUCCCUCCCCUCCCCGUUUCCAUGCCUCCUCCCUCACACCAGGCAUGGGCAGCCGCCUGGGGCAGAGCAAGUGUUCAGAGUGCUGCGAUUUAGUGCAAGCUUCCACCAACAUUUCUGCGUUUCCAUCCGAGGGAAACGGCGCGGAGCCGAUCUGGAGCCGCUGGCCAAAACCAAACGGCCUCAGCAACGCUGCGACAGCGCCCGGGUCGCGCCGGCUGCGGUGGGAAUCGGGGAUGCGGGGGUGGGUCGGACGGACAGACUGCAGCGAGGCUCACCAGCGCUGUCCCCCGCUCCCGCUGCGUCCCGCUCGUGUCUCUCCUGUCCACAUGCCUUACGCCGUGCUCAACUGGACGCUUGGGGUUUGUGCUGAGCAUCGGGCCGCGCUCGCCGAGCGUCGCUGCCGCGCUCGGAGAACCGCGCGCGCGUCCCUGAGGAGAAGCCUCCGGGGGGGGGGGGAAAAUUCAGGUGUUGAGUCUCUUGUCCUGUGGUUCUGCAGCACUUCCGGCCGCACCGUGGAGCGUGCUCGAAGUGUGCCCUCUGUGAAAGGUACAGCUGCCUCCUGCAGGCAGCAUUCCCGGGGGAGCGGCGCGGGAGAACUCCCCGAUGCGCUGGCACACUUCACUUGGGGGUUUGUUGUUUUAUUGCUGUAAGUUUCAUGCUGUCUUGAUUUGCCAACAGUGUUGUCUAGUUGGGAAAUAAAAUGGGAAGGGUUGGGGUUGGGGUUGGGGGGGUGGGUUGGGACAGGUACAAGUUUUGGGAGGGGCAUUAAUUAAUCCCUGGCUUGGGACAAGAAGUGGUUGCUGAGUUCAGUAACUUCUCCUUUGUCAGAGCAGAGCCAAGAUGUGAAAUUAAAUCUGCAGUACUUUUUUUUUUUUCCUUUUUUUUCCUGCUCUUUAUUUAACAAAAAAUAUUCUAAUAAACACUCACUGUUCUGGAGUUUUCUCUCUUCCUGAGAAGCGCUUACAAUAUGAAAAUCUGAUAGAAAUAUCCAUGGAGCCUGGGACAAGGGGGAAUGGUAUCCUUGCUGGUUUGGCAAGAAGCUGUUCAUUUUAAGAUCCUUUUCUGUUCCUUUCCUUGUUCUCCCUGCUUUCAUCGGUGUGGAGUAGCAAGGCCAAAAGCAGUGCCAGUGAUCGCUGACAUGGAAAACCACGCGUAAGGAACAGCCCAUUAUUCAAGGAGUAGCUCAAACCCAAGCGUCUGGAAUUGAGCCCAAAUUACACCAGUUCAGCUCACUUCAACUUAGAGACGAAUGUACAAUCCUUUCUCACUAUGUGCUGGUCAGCCUGAACCAAACUCUCAAAAGGGCUUGAAUAUUCUAUCUGGAAGUGUCCAAGAAAUUCCCAGAGUCGCUGUCCCCGUGCCCUGCGAGGCACCUGACACAGCCAUCUACUGCCUUCAACGAGUCUUGGUCUCUACUGUACAGAUUAGUAUGUUGGAAAUGCUUUGCAACAAAACAGCUGGUACUCCUGAAAGAGUAACUGCAGUUUUAAUAUCAGCAGCAUGCACACUUUUGUUUUUAAACUAAAAAUGUUUUUACAGGGCUGUUAAACUGACAAUUUAGGGUAGAAUAUUGUUAAUGACUUGCUAAUGGCUUAUUUGUUUGGGUCAGAAAAAAUAAAUUGUGCCAAGAAA